GACUGCAACCUGAUUCACUUAUUUUGAUUCUAUGGAGAAUAAGCCUGAUGACAUCCUAUUUUAUCCCGUUGUGGUUAUGGAUUUCAGUUGCAUCCAAAGAUGAGGCUGCGAGGUUUCCUGUUUUUACACUCUAGAUGGUAUGUGUUUAAUUUCGUAAUGAAGUCAACACAUGACACUAUUGUAGAUGACUGAACGCAAUGAUUCAGCUGUGGUGGAUUUACUCGCAGCGGUAGUUUGGAGGCGCCGCGCAUCACCAAAGCGCUCUACUGAGAAUCCCCCACCAGGACGAAGAAAACAGGCUGUGAAGAAAACAGGCUGUUACACGGAGUGCAAUCUCUAUCCAACCGGUGUACCAUCACAAGAACACUUACAAAGUAUUUGCUCCAGUUGAUUGUCGGUUCUUUAUUUAGAAUUUUGCGGAAGGAGGCAGUUGGAUAGUAUUAUUUUCGCGGAAAGUGAACGGAACUACCAGGGAUGACUGAAGACUUGUAAAGGAAGCUGCUGACACUCCUAAUCAUGGCUCUGAUAGGAAAUGACACCUCAGCUCGCCCCGAUUAUGUCCCCCAUUACCUCCUGGCGGGCGACCCUUUCGCCUCGAAGCUGUCCAAGGAGGCCGACAUCGUGGCUGCUUUCUACAUCUGCAUCAUUGGGAUCAUGUCAGCCAUAGGAAAUGGCUAUGUUAUAUACAUGACCAUCAAACGCAAGACAAAGCUAAGGCCGCCUGAGCUCAUGACAGUCAACUUAGCCAUAUUUGACUUUUGCAUAUCAGUCACAGGGAAGCCGUUCUUUGUGGCGUCCAGUUUCUCCCACCGCUGGCUGUUUGGCUGGGAGGGCUGUCGUUUCUAUGGCUGGGCUGGCUUCUUCUUCGGUGUCGGCAGCCUCAUCACCAUGACCGUAGUCAGCCUAGACAGAUACCUCAAGAUCUGCCACCUCAGAUACGGAACGUGGCUAAAGAGGCAACAUGCUUUCCUGAGUAUGGUGUUUGUGUGGCUGUAUGCAGGCUUCUGGGCCACCAUGCCCCUGGUGGGCUGGGGCAGCUAUGCUCCUGAGCCCUUUGGCACUUCCUGCACUCUGGACUGGUGGCUGGCCCAGGCUUCCGUGGCGGGCCAGAGCUUCGUCAUUGCAAUCCUCUUCUUCUGUCUUAUCUUCCCCACCGGCAUCAUCGUUUUCUCCUACGUCAUGAUCAUCUUCAAGGUCAAGUCCUCAGCCAAGGAAAUCUCCCACUUUGACACCAGGAACAAGAACAGCCAUAAUCUGGAGAUGAAACUGACCAAGGUGGCGAUGCUGAUCUGCGCUGGUUUCUUGAUAGCGUGGAUCCCUUAUGCAGUGGUCUCAGUGGUGUCUGCGUUUGGCGAGCCCGACUCAGUGCCUAUCUCGGUCUCUGUGAUCCCCACUCUGCUUGCUAAGUCCUCUGCCAUGUACAACCCCAUCAUCUACCAGGUCAUCGACCUGAAACACUCCUGCGCUAAAUCCUCCUGUUUUCAAGUUCUGAAGAAGCGCACACAUUUAAAAAAGUCAAGGUUUUACACAAUUACUGGCUCGCUUAAAGUCAGUCCGUCCAGUAAUGAAGCUCACAUUGAAAUGUGAGAGAAAAACAGUGGUAAUCUCCUAUGAUUUGACACCUGUCCAAUCACAACCCUGCUAUCAUCUGCAAAGAUAUUGACCACCGCUCAUCACCCAAACCUACUGUACGCUACCCAGCCUUGCUGUAUCUAUGUUCCUGCUUCAAACAGCUCUCUGUACUCUCCUACCUCACGUCCCUCUGUGUUUACAGCUCAAGGCUGUUGUCAAGAUGUAUUUUUACACUUUGUACAGAUUGUGUAUUGUGACACCUGUGACAUGCAUAUUUAAACUUGAACCUUUAUGUGCUCCUGUAAGAUCUAAAGUGUUGUUAAGAACGAGGUAUGAUAUACAGAUGUUGGAUCUUAUUUUGACCAGUUUUGUUGCAGGAGUAAAAUAAUCCUGCAGCAGGAGGAGGAUUAUUUGAUUAUUCUCAAAAAAAGUUAUAAUUUCUAACAGGAAAAUAGUUCUGAUAGGCUACAGUAGGCUACAGUUUAGGUGUGAGAUCUAGUGAUAGAAAGAGAAACUGCAUGUUUUCAGGGACAUUAUGCUCUGACUAGGACUCUUAAAAAUGUUCUGUGGAGCAAAGUGAUCAAAUUAAGAUACCAUAUCUGUACAGAGUGCUGGAGAGACUGUGGUGUUGAUGUUGGAGUUAAGCGUUAAUCACUGCUUCGGGCAGGUUUGACCUUAGCAGCACUUUUCAUCAACGGUCAAAGUCAUCAUAUGAUUCUUAGUGUCACUGGAUACAUGUUUAGAGACGUCAUUGACAUCACAAAACAAAAUACUAAUUUAGCUCAUGCAAAAACUGCACGCUCCACUGUGAGGUAGCCACCAGCGCACGUUAAUUGGACCAAAUAUCAAGUCACAGCACAACAAUGUCUGCUAAGAGUAGUGGCUAUGUGGUACAGCACUAUGCUCCUGUCAUCGUUACCCAUUCUGUAUGCGCAGAUGUUAGCCUUUACGUCUCAUAUACAAGACAUUAACAACACCUUCCUAAUAUUGAGUUGCACCCUUCCUUUUACCCUCAGAACAGCCUCAAUUUGUCGGGGCAUGGCUUUGACAAGGUGUCAAAAGCGUUCGACAGGAAUGCUGGCCCACGUUGACUCCAUUGCUUCCCAAAGUUGUGUCAAGUUGGCUGGAUGUCCUUUGGGUGGAGGACCAUUUUUGAUAUGCACCGUAAAAUGUUGAGCGUGAAAAAUCAAGCAGCGAUGCAAUUCUUGACACAAACCUGUGCGCCUGGAACCUACUACCAUACCCUGUUCAAAGGCACUUCAAUAUUUUGUCUUGCACUUUCACCCUCUAAAUGGCACACAUAGACAAUCCAUGUCUUAAGGCUUAAAAUCCUUCUUUUACCUUCAUCUACAGGGAUUGAAGUGGGUUUAACAGUUGACAGCUAUAAGGGAUCAUAGCUUCCACCUGGAUUCACCUGGUCAGUCUUUGUCAUGGAAAGAGCAGGUGUUCUUAAUGCUGUGUACACUCAAUUUAUGUUGAUUUGACAAAACACAAUUUAAUAAAAAUCCACAUGAUCAGAAGGAAUAAGACAACCAUAAAUGUGUUUUUUGCUUUUAUACCUCUCAAUUACUAAAUUAAUUAAAGUAAUUCACUUAAUUAAAGUAAGUUGAGGUGCUAUUAAGAUCAAAGUCAGUUUUCAAAGUCAGUAACAUGUUUUUUUAAAAGUAUUUAUACUGUGUGUGCUUGUGUAUGGAGUCCAGGCUUUGAGUUAUAUGCAAGAAAACAAUCUUUAGAAAUACAUAAACAUUCAGUGCAAAUAAUUAUCCUAUUGGUUAUUACAACUGUCAUAUUGUCUAUUAUUGUCUUUGAAAUCUUUCAUCUUUACUCUAACUGAGGGUGUCUGCAUUCAACACACUGAAAAAACAAAAGAGGCCCUAGUCUCGCUGACCUCCUUAGAACAAUAGAAAGGAUCAACACACCUGCACUCAGCCUAAGGUCCUAACAUUGGCAAGAACAAUCAACAAUCUUUAUUUGACAGGAUUUAUUCAAAAUCAUACAACAGGUGGGUAUAAUCCUGAAUGCUGAUUGGAAAACUGCAUUCCAGUUUGCGUCUAUUCCACAAGUUACCAUCGGCGAAAUCUAUAACGUUAAAAUGCCUAUUUACUCUGUUCCAUCUGACGGUGCAAACCACUGUCUCAUCAGCCCAGCCAGGCAAUUUAUAAACUUGAUCUCCACUAUAAAAAGCAUCUAGACAUUAUCUCCUAUUUCUUUUAGACUAACAUUUAGUUUUCAACAGCGGAGAUUUGUAUAAACCUUGCUGCAUUUCUCUCCGACAUUUACAACAUUGCUUCAAUAUUCAAAUUCGAUCUCCAGCACAUGUCGGGAGUUGGGACGAGACAGGCAGGCAACUUUUCUCAGCCAAUCGAAAUCAUGAAUCGGCAUAAUUUCUAUGGAUAUAUACAAAGAACUAUCAAUAGAAAACAGGUCAAACGAAACAUUUGCAGUCUUUCUAGCUGCAGUUUGAAGUGAUUCUGCUAGCUGUGUUGUUGGCUCGCUCCUCUGAACAACAGUUUCCUGAUGAGAGAGCACAUUUUCUAUGCCAGGCGAAAUCGCGCCUCAUAAGCUCAUUGUUAUGGAUGUAUCCGAUUAAAUGUCUCUAGAAAACAUUUAAAAAAGGCAAAUGCAGCUACUGUUGUUAUUCUAGCUGCACUGUUUGACGUGACUGUAAGUUAGCCAUAGUUGGAUAUCUAGAAAGCAAGGGAUGAGUACGUUGCCAGCCAGUAUGGCAAUGGAACAUUUAGAACAAACGACUGGGUCGCAUCCAUAGAUACAGAACAAAAAGACUGAACGAAUGGGUCGCGUCUCUGUCACCUGAACCGAUAGCACGAAUGACCAGAUGGCUUGGGUAGCAACUCUAGAUUUGUGCCGGCACUAUAUCUUGUGGAAGGAUGAAAUAGUAUGACUAAAUUCAUCAAAAUAAUGUUUUUAAUGAAAAUAUGUCAAUCAUUAUUUGAAUAUGUUGGUUACCCGUUGUAUAAAAGUGAUAAUGCCCUUGAAGCCAGUGAUUGGAGGAUAUAUUGGCACGGUUUGCCGGCCAUCAACUUACAACACCCGUACCAAUAUAUUCUCCAAACACCGGCUUCAAGGGCAUUAUCACUUAAGCAAUAUCUCCUUUCUCAGUGUCUUACUGGAUCUGUGUUUUUGUUGUUUGUAUGAUUUUUCAGUAUGUACUCUUUCAUUGCCUUGCUAAUCAUUUGAUUUGAUUGGUUUAUUAUUUUAUUGUGUAAAGUUGUGAAUGACCGUGUUAGGAGAGCUUAUUGAUAUCAAAUGUUCUAUAAUGGUAUGCAUUUUGUUCUCCAUUUUUGAGAUUUGCAUCUGUACAAAAUGUAUGUCAACUAAGAGGUUAAUAUUGAUGUCAAAUAGGUAGUAGUCAACUGUAAUGCUUACCUGUCAUCACAUCUUGCUUAUGUACAAAAUUAUGAAUGAGGAAGGAGAUAGCUAAUAUGGUGUCUUUAUUUGAUCUCAGGUAUAGGUUAAGACGAGGUGUAAUCUUUUUCCUUGGUGGGCUGUCUGUAUGUCUCCACAUCACAGUAUUAAUCUCACCACGUUAUCUGCCUCUGUUGGGUUUCUUAAAGGGGUUUAAGGAUGAUGCACUAGUGUACUUCAACAGGGUUUGAUUGUGUCUCAGAAAAGAAGGCGGCUCUACAGGUGUGGGAUCUUAAUUUGAGACAGUUUGCCGCAGCAGGAAAGUAAUUAUUCAACAGGAGAACAUUUUAAAUAUUUUGUGGAUUAUAUAUAUUUUUUUUAAUUUGGGGGGACAUCAAGUCUGAAAUUUCAAAGUGGAAAUUACAUACUUCAGAUGCCUUUUUAAAUUUCCUGCCGCCGUGUGAUCAAAUUAAGAUCCUACAUCUGUCAUUCAUUGCAUUUUCCAAACUAAAUCACUGAAAGUGUUUUGUUUUAAUGCUUUAUCAUGAAGAACAUCAUCUGAAUAAGCAAGUACUGUGGUCCAGGAGGAUUAUGUCACAUUGCUUAUUAUCAUAUGUAUUUCCUAAAAGCAUACAGUAACUGUAUUCAUUUAUACUACCUGUAGUUUGCUUUCAAGUACCACAUUGUCACACCUUAUACUUCAUUCCACAUUCUUUGAGGAAUUCGUCUUUGUCCCUUUAUUUUGUAAAGAAAAAGUACAGCAUUCCAUAGCCAUUGCAAAUCUGUUGUGUUGAAUAAUGAUAAGUGCAAUAAAAGGUGCAGUUAUGCACAUAUAU
Molecule: messenger RNA, 5774 nt
Organism: Oncorhynchus keta (chum salmon)
Lineage: Eukaryota; Metazoa; Chordata; Actinopteri; Salmoniformes; Salmonidae
Product: opsin-5-like
Exons: 7
Coding region: 517-1587 (356 amino acids)
Biological process (GO): G protein-coupled receptor signaling pathway
Cellular component (GO): membrane
Molecular function (GO): G protein-coupled receptor activity
Source: RefSeq, a predicted model, not a curated record